Messenger RNA from Hyalella azteca, 340 nucleotides. RefSeq names its product protein pigeon-like (gene pigeon). The record is from RefSeq and is a predicted model, not a curated record. NCBI's taxonomy places the organism in Eukaryota, Metazoa, Arthropoda, Malacostraca, Amphipoda, Hyalellidae. Gene Ontology annotation, biological process: positive regulation of amyloid-beta formation. Gene Ontology annotation, cellular component: trans-Golgi network.
AUGAGUGUCCUGAACGUGCCGCUGGAGUUGGCGGGGUUGGACAGCCCUGGGGUCGCAGGGUUUGGGUCGGAUUACCGCGAUGAGGGGUUGCUGCACAUCACCGCCGACCCCUGGCUGGACAUGAGGGUCCUGGCGAGCCCUGGAGGGGCUUUGUGUAUCUGCCACCACUACAUAUAUAAGUCACGGGAGGCGAUGACCCCGGCAGACCCCGCGUGUCUGGAGGUGUACGUGGCGUAUAGCGUGACACUGCUGCACCAGCGCUGCGUGUUGCAUGCAGUGCUCGACUGCGUGCCAUGGACCACUGCACACACUGCGCAGCCCUGCUACGCUCUUACGCCUG